AAAAAGAUCAUCUUUGGGAACAACCGGAUGUUAUUCUGCCGGUCAGGAUCACUGCGCGUGCGCUAGCUAACUCGAUAGCGAAGAAAUGUUUCGGAUUUGUGUAGGGUACAUUGUGACAGCAUCUGUAAUGGCGGCCUCCGUAUGAUAGCCGGAUUAAAAAGAAAAAAAAAAUGUACCCAUGUAUAAUACACACCCCAGAUUUUAGGACAAUAAAUUAGUUACAUUUUGCGCAUUAUACAUGGAAAAAAACGGUACUUCCAUUGCAUUUGCGGCCGGAUGAAAAGGCUUGGAGACAAUCAUGGUCGUAAAUCAACAUGGUCACAUGGUGUUCUGUGAGGGAGAAGCAUCGGAGUCAACUUAAUGCUUCCAAGCUAUACCGGGUAGCAAUUCCUGCUUCACUCUGGAGUUAAUCUGUUGCCUUCUCGUAACAGAAGGAUCAGUCUGCUCUCCUCCAGCUGCCAGCUUGUUCUGUUCCUCCGCCGCAAUCUUUGAGUUGCGGGAAUUUCCGUGACUGAUGUCUUUGCUUGUCCUUUUGUCUCUUUCUCAGCGGAUUAAAGGCCCCCGUCAGAGUGGAGCGGUGGUUUCGACUGACCUACAACCUCGAGUAGGAAGAGGGCCAAGCCACUUCAGAAAUGGAGCAGGUAUCGGAUGACGAGUUGGACCAUGGAGCCGAGGAGGACAGUGACAAGGAGGACCAAGACCUGGACAAAAUGUUUGGAGCCUGGCUGGGGGAACUGGACAAGCUCACACAGAGCAUGGAUGACGGCAGGCCCCAGAAGGCACUGCAGAAGCCUCCGCUCAGGCAAGAGACAAACAUUGCCAACUUCUCCUACCGGUUCUCAAUGUAUAACAUAAAUGAGGCACUGAACCAGGGCGACACGGUGGACUUGGAUGCUCUGAUGGCUGACUUGUGUACCAUAGAACAGGAGCUCAGUACUAUUUCCAAGCCAAACUCUCGGAAUCAGAGCAAGCGUGCUCCAGGGGGACGCGGUGCCAGCGCCAAGCAGCCUGGCACCAGUGGAGGGGGAAGCAGCAGUGGAGGAAGUGCCAGUAGCAGCACUCGGGCAUCUCCAGCCAACACGGUGCGAGGCGGCAGCGGUGUCAACACCCGCCCUGUGGCUUCCAACAUUUCCCUGGACGACAUCACCUCCCAGCUGGAGAAGGCCUCGCUCAGCAUGGACGAAGCGGCGCGUCAGACGUCCUCGUCGUCCUCCUCGUCCUCGUCUUCCUUCUCCUCCGCCACCAUGAGACGUCCCUCGUCCGGCUCAUCCGGCGGCGGGCAGCACCAUCGGCGGACGGGUUCAGUGGGUGCGGUCAGCGAACAGGAGGCUGCGUCCCAGCGCUCCAGCGUCAACUCGGCGUGCGCUUCGGCGUCCAGUAUGGACUCCCUGGACAUUGAUAAAGGGGUGACGACGGGCGGGGAAGCGGAUGGAAGGAGCAGCCCGACCCUACAGAGACAGAACCAAACCAGCACAGAGCAUGUCACACUGCGGUGGGCCGACGGUAAAAGGGCUAGGCGGCGCCUUGACUUCACCUCACAGGAGGAUGAAGUGGAUCGGGCCACUCACUCGUAUCUGGACCAAGAAACCUCGCUCAUUCUGAAAAGCAUAGCUGGAAAGCCUUCUCACCUCCUGACUAAGGAGGAGCACGCCGCCAAGCUAAAGGCGGAGAAGAUCCGAGUGGCCCUGGAGAAAAUCAAAGAGGCGCAGGUCAAAAAGCUGGUGAUCAGGGUGCACAUGUCGGACGAGAGUUCCAAAACCAUGAUGGUGGACGAGAGGCAGACGGUCAGGCAGGUGUUGGACAGUCUGCUGGACAAAUCGCACUGUGGCUACAGCCCAGACUGGUCGCUGGUGGAAACCAUUACUGAGCUGCAGAUGGAACGUAUUUUCGAGGAUCACGAGAACUUGGUGGAAAAUCUCUUGAACUGGACGCGGGACAGUCACAACAAGCUCAUGUUCAUUGAGCGCAUCGAGAAAUAUGCGCUCUUCAAGAACCCACAGAACUAUUUAUUGGGCCGUAAGGAGACUUCAGAAAUGGCUGACCGGAAUAAGGAAGCUUUAUUAGAGGAGUGCUUCUGUGGUGGUUCCGUGUCAGUGCCUGAGAUUGAAGGUGUGCUGUGGCUGAAGGAUGAUGGGAAGAAGUCCUGGAAGAAGCGCUACUUUCUCCUCAGGGCUUCUGGAAUCUACUAUGUCCCCAAAGGCAAAGCUAAGGCAUCCCGAGAUCUCGUGUGCUUCCUGCAAUUGGACCACGUUAACGUCUAUUACGGUCAAGACUAUCGCAGCAAAUAUAAAGCGCCGACCGACUACUGCCUGGCUUUGAAGCAUCCACAGAUCCAAAAAAAAUCGCAGUAUAUUAAGUAUUUGUGCUGCGAUGAUGUCAGGACCUUGCACCAGUGGGUGAAUGGAAUUAGAAUUGCAAAGUAUGGGAAACAGCUCUAUAUGAACUAUCAGGAGGCCAUGAAAAGAACAGAGGCUGCCUAUGAUUGGUCCUCUCUAUCUACCUCGAGCAUCCGAUCAGGAUCCAGUUCUGCAAGCAUACCCGAAACACAAUCGAAUCAUUCAGGCCAUUCAGACAGUGGCGUGGACACGGGGUCUGCUCAUGGUCGCUCCCAGAGUGUUGUGAGUUCCAUCUUCUCAGAGGCAUGGAAGAGAGGCACUCAAUUAGAGGAAAAUACCAAGAUGCGAAUGGAGGCUUCCAGAGGAGCUACGUUGCCACAUGCCACCCACAGUCACCGCCACCACAGCCAACAUUCAGUCGAUCACCCGACCCUGACAACGGCUCCUCCAUCUCAACCUCUUCAGCCUCCGGCUCCUCCAUCUCAACCUCUUCCGCCUCCGGCUCAUCCCCAGCAACAACUUCAGCCACGGACAGUUGAGCAGCACCUGCCCCCGAAGUUACAGUCUCCGCAACCACAGUCACCUCAACGCUUGCAGCAGCAGCAACAACAGGAGCCCCUCACCCUGAGCAGCUCCAGCCAACAGCCGACACACCCUGUGAACAGCUACAGCCAAAUGCCUCCACCGCCAUCACUACAAGAGCAGCAGACGCACACAAACUACAAUCAGCCGCUACACAAAGUAAGCAACUACAAUGUUGCGCCGUCCCAACAGCCACCACACAGCUAUGUGUGUCCCCCACAGCAACAGACAGCACCUCCACCACCACCACCACCACCACCGCCGCCUCCUCCUCCACCUCCACCACCCCCAGUCCAAACCAUGUCACACUACUCUCCAGCCCUCAACAUGUACAAGUUCAGUACAAUAACCAGGCUGCAGAACCAGAACCAGGCUAGCAGUCACCACAGGAUGCAACCUCCCCCAUCGCAGACAGCGCCCACCGCAAAAGUGCACAUCAAACCAAAUGUCAAUCACAUUGCAGCAAGGACUAAUGUCCCGCCCCCUCCUCCUCCUCCACCGCCACCGUCUAUGCCGACCCCCGGCUCCGCCAUGGCUGCGCUGAAGUUCGGCCCUCCGAGUCCAAACGCCCUGGCUGCCUUCAUGGGUCCGCAGAGCAAUGGGGUAGCAUUCCCACCCCCUCCUCCCCCGCCCCCAUCGACGGCAGGUCCCAUCAGCCAGUCGACGUAUCCGAUCAUUCUCAAGCAUACGCUGAAAGGAAGGUUUCCCAGCCCACCACGAGAUCUCCUGCCUGCAAACGGAGACGUUGAAGACUCCCCACUUCCUGCUCCUAAUCCAUCACCGCCGCCGCCUCCACCACCACCUCCUCCACCACCACCACCCCCUCCUCCCCAGCAGCUUCCGGCGGCAGCGGCGGCGGCCCAGUUCCCACCACCUCCACCAGCGGCAGCACCCAAAUCCUUCAGCCCAGGAUUUGUUCCUCAUACUCCCCCCAAACCUGUGUCACCUGUCUCACCAUUCCCACCAGCCCCGCCACCAUCCACCUUGGGCGGGCUACCACCGCCGCCGCCCCCUCCUCCACCCGCACCCCUCAAGAAGCAGUUCAGCCUCCAGACAAGCUACACCUCCAGCCAGCCUCCGCCGACUCUUCCCAAGCAGCACAGUCUGUCGAAGCCUCCUCCUGUUUCCACGGGAACCCCCCCAGUCUCGUCUUUGGUCAAACAGCUGGCAAGUCAGUUUCCGGGGGCUUCCAACCAAGUCGCCAAUCACACGGAGAACACCAAAGUUCCCGUCUCCCCGCCUGCGGUCAAGUCCAAACCAAGAUGGCAGCCUGUCGGCAGUCAGCAGCCGCAGUCGUCAGAGUUCCCACCCCCUCCGGACAUUGUCAACAGUAGCGGUUUCCCAGCUCCGCCGUUAGCGCCACCCUUGGCCCCUGCCUCUUGUCCGACCCCACCACCCCCGCCGCUUCCUUCUGGGAACAUGGGGUCACCUGCGAGGACGUCACCCUCCUGUCUAGGAGGUAAACAACCUCCUCCGACCCCCCAGAGAAACUCCAGCAUCAGAUCUGACUCGUCUGCGUCCUACGAAGAAUCCAGGAGGAACCUCCUCAGUAAGUUUGCCCCGCAGAGCAACACGACUUCAUCCUCCCUAUCUUGCGCAACUGGCUCUCCGUCAAAGGAUCCCUCAGGGGGACCCCGUGCACCACCAAAACCCGGCAAGCUCAACCUGGCCAACCUGCCCUUGGCUCUUCAGGCCAAAGUCAGCCAAGCCAAGCAAUCCGGCAACGACUUCCCCUCUCCGCCAUCCGAGUGUGUCAACUUCCCUCCUCCGCCGCCACCGUCCGAGCUAUUCCCACCUCCUCCUGGGAGUGAUUCUCAUGGUAGUGGACCUCCAAGAGUAGCUGUGGUGAACCCCCAGCCUCAAGCCCCUCCUCCUCCCCCUCCCCCACCAGUCUCUAAUAUGAACAACUCCACUUGGGGUAAGAGCUCCCUGAAAAAGACUCCUCCGCCGACAUUUGUGCGCCGUAGCAACACCACACCAGAACCCCCACCGCUGUCACCACCUCCCCCCACCUCACCUAAGGGCAGCUCGGGCCAGCCCAACUUCCUUGCCGAUCUAAACCGGACCCUCAAGCGAAAAUCCGUGGGGAGGCAAGGCAAAACGGACCCUGCUGGGACGAUGGAUGACAUGGCGCUGCCGCCGCCGCCUCCCCCCGAGCUGCUCCUCGAACAGGAAAAGCAAAGCAACGGAGGAAACGACGGCUACAUGUCCGGGAACAUCUCAGGCUAUGCAACGCUCCGACGAGGACCCCCACCCGCACCGCCAAAACGGGGCGAUGCCACCAAGCUUACUGGCUAGUGAUGUAAAAGGUUUUAAAAUUGCUAUCGUACUGUAUAUACCAAAAGUAUUUCUGAAUUUGGUUUUUCAAAUGCUCAGGAUUCUACUUCUCAACGUUUGGACUCAGCAUGUACUUUUGAAUUUACCGCUAAGUCAAACUUUGCGCUCCUACCCCUUCCGUUCCUUUUUUUUUUCUGCUUACGCCUGUGUGAUUUAUGUGCUCACUGAGCCCGCAGAUAUGAUUGUAUCAUAAAAUUUGGGGGAUUAUUCGAAUAUCUCGGAACUCAGUAUCGGGUUUGCCGGGGUAAUUUGCGCUAUUUUUACAGGGUAUUACAUGACCAGGCAAUCAUGUAAAUACACUGUUCAAAAAAUAACUUUCUGGACAUUUGAAUCAUGUAAAUAGUUUAAAAAAAAAUAAAAAUAAUGCCCAACAUUUUACCGUUUUUUUUUCAUGUAUAAUGCGCAAAAUUUAACAAAUUUAUUGUCCUAAAAUCUGGGGUGUGCAUUAUACAUGGGUACAAAAAAAAUGUUUUUGUUUUUUUUUUAAAUCCGGAUAUGAUAUGGAGGCCGCCAUUACAGAUGCGCUUUCUUCUCUGCUGUUCACUUCAAACCCGCUCCAUACGAACACAAUGCUCUCGUAUCAGACGCUUGCUCGAUCACCUGCUCGUUUGCUGUGACAAUGUACCCUACACAAAUCCGAAACAUUUCUUCGCUAUCGAGUUUGCUAGCGCAUGCGCAGUGAUACUAACCGGCAGAAUAACAUCCGGUUGUUCCCAAAGAUGAUCUUUUUUUCUGAAAUAAUUUUACGUUUACAGACUUAAGUAGGAGUCAAAAUUUGGGUGCGUAUUAUACAUGGGUACAGGCUUUUUUCCAGCAUCAACAUGCCAUUUUUAGGGUGCGUAUUAUACAUGGGGGCGCAUUAUACAUGGAAAAAAACGGUAAGAUAAAAUCAUAUCUGCAUACUCACACAGGCGCAAGCACAAAAAUCCUGGAAAACCCAAAUAAAUCUUGUACAUUGAGCAUUUGAACUAUAUUACAAAUGAAUUUGGUGAACAGGAUAAAAUUCAGGUUGGACCCAAACCAAAUCUUCUGUUGCUGCGUAUUGCAAAAGGCAAAAAAAAAAAAAAAAAAGACCUUCUUGUAAAUGCAUUUGUGUGAUUGAGUGUCAUACAAACAUGCAUUGAGCGAUAAGUUCCAUGCAUGAGUAAGAUACGCCCAUGUUUGCUUUUGUGACAAAUUAUUUAAAUGAUUAAUUGAAGUCUUUUUUUUAAUUUUGGAUCAACGGAGGUCUGGUCAGAUGUGAUUACGGAAUGUAUAUCAGAAGUUACAAAUCAACAACAUACAAAUCGGCUAAAACAUAAUGUGGUGUCUUAUUAUUAUUCCCGUGACAAAAGCAAAGAAGGAGGCCUUAUUCUUUAAGUCUUGCACAGUGUGUGUGGGGGCGGGGUCUAAAUGCUCAACAGACUGGAGUAAAAUACUUUCCAUGGACUUGUCAAGAAAAUUGGAGGGCAAUUGUUGUGGAGUGAACCCCCCCCCCAUAUUUCUUAAUCCGUUUGUAUAGUUGCUGCAGCAGCUGCUUCCAUGCUGCCCCCCCCCCCCCCCCCCAUCCAUGUCACAUCAUAACAAUCCAGGAAGCAGGCUGGAUUCAUAAACUUCCCAGGAUACUUACUGUACAGUACAUCGAUUCAUGUGACGAGGACUUGAAGGUUGCUCUCAUAUUGUUGGGUAUUUUGUGUUGGCAAGUUUUCAACCUAACUGCUUGCAGCAGUGCCUUCAUUUUCCAUCAAGAGUUCCAUCCCUAGUAAAGAUGAAAUAUUGGAAUUUGUUGAAGGGAUUCUAAAGACUAAUGGAAACUAUUACAUUCAUGUGGUUGGGCUCGUUGAAAACCACAACAACCUUCGUGACUGACUCCAUACAUGCUACACCUUUAUUCUAACCAACAUGGUUGUGGUGUAUUUCCUUUUUUUUUUUUUUUUUUUUUUAAUAUCUCAGUCCCUAUCAGGACAUUUGCUACAGUUCUGUGUGUAAGUUAUUGACGUACUGAUGUGAGGCCUAAAUGGUUGCAAAUUGAUUAAAUGUGUCUUUGCUUAUAAAUGGAAAUUCACAAUAUAAAUAUUCCAACCAGAA
Molecule: messenger RNA, 7322 nt
Organism: Syngnathus typhle (broad-nosed pipefish)
Lineage: Eukaryota; Metazoa; Chordata; Actinopteri; Syngnathiformes; Syngnathidae
Gene: raph1b
Product: Ras association (RalGDS/AF-6) and pleckstrin homology domains 1b
Exons: 17
Coding region: 633-5216 (1527 amino acids)
Biological process (GO): signal transduction
Cellular component (GO): plasma membrane; cytosol
Source: RefSeq, a predicted model, not a curated record